Aureobasidium subglaciale EXF-2481 is the source of this 512-nucleotide messenger RNA. RefSeq lists its product as uncharacterized. The transcript has a single exon. NCBI's taxonomy places the organism in Eukaryota, Fungi, Ascomycota, Dothideomycetes, Dothideales, Saccotheciaceae. The record is from RefSeq and is a predicted model, not a curated record. The coding region runs from base 88 to 432 and encodes 114 amino acids.
UCGGCGGCAUUCCAUGCAGGGCAACUCCAGCUUUUUCCCUGGAAGCAGUUGGUUGCUUGGCUCGAGUUGUGUUGUCGGCUUCUCAAGAUGCUAUGUAAUCCCGAGAGCGUCCCAACCCAAUGUUCCUCGCCGAUAUCAAAACCUGCUUACCUCGGUGACUUGUUGACCGUCCUGCUUUCCGUCGCCGUGUUUUCGAUAGUAGCGAACAAGUAUUGCCGUCAACUAAGAGGAGUUCGAACGGAUCAGAUUGAAGCAACCUCUACUGAGCACUGCCAGAGAAGAACGACCUAUCUACAGCUACCUAUCCACAAACGCAUGCUGUUGUCAAAGGAUCGUUGCGUAAACUGUACAGCGGCGACUGUGCGGCUUAUAAGAAUAGAUCGCGAGUCGCGGCAAUGGCCCUCGAAAGUCCAAAGGUCAUCCCGUCUUUAAAGGAGACGCGUAAGCGACUCAUUCUCAUGAGAGACAGGAGAAGGCACGACUUCGCAUUCAGUUGCGAUUCUCCCAUGGGA